GGCUAUACAUUGCUUGAUGAUCUUCCUUCCUUUUGUUUGAUCGGAUAGUACUCACACCUUGUCACCCGUACAGAGAUUAUAUAGGGCAUCAGAAGACCACCUCUUACCACCAACCUCCUCGUAACUCCACCAAAUCAGCUCUUUAGAAACCACUUUCAGUGUCACUAGACAGUGACCAUCUCGUAAUCAAAUCCGAACUCUCCCUGAUAAAAUCUGCCAACCCCCGUUUCCUGGGAUCACGUGACGUCACCAUAUCAUCUGCUUCAAGCUCACCCGCCCUGUUGAUGUCUCCCCAGUUGGAGAGUCUCAGCAACAAACGAAUCCUCCAUCGCAAGAUCUCGAAAACCUGUCGGCAGGCCAAGCUGAGGAGACUUCGGAGACUGCUCCAUUUUAAUGGAGCUUGUAACUUGGAGUUGUUUCCCGAUUACAUGGACUAUUUACACCGAUUUGUCAGAUGUCUCGAUUACCGUGACGAAGACACUUAUCGUUGUGUUGACAAGAAAGAAAACAACAGUAACAACCACCAAACGGAGGUUAUUGACGAGAAGAAACCCGGUGAUCAGACCAACAACAAUCUCAACAACUCCGUUCCCCACGUUAAUAACAACGUAGAAACAGCCCCGCCAGCCCAAAUCACCCCGCCGCCGCCUCAGCUCGCCGCCGCCGCCUCGUCAGCUGUUGUACCUGUUGCUCCGGCUGCAGCUCCCCAGGCUCCGCCCACCAGCCAAGCUAACCGUUUGGACCCCAACGAAAUAAUAGCCCAGCUCAAAGAGAGCCUGCGACAGGAGGAAGCGAAACUCCAGUUCUUGAGAAAGCUAAAACUCACUCAAGCGAAACUUAAGGAGCGCCAGGAACGGAUAGCUGCACAGAAUCAAACGAAGGAAGAAAGUAAGGAUACCGUGACCACCAUCCCAUCUGCCGCUGCCGCCGCCACCACGACAUUGCCGCCGCCCCCGCCCCUUCUCAAAUCAUCCGAGCAAGUCGUAGCCGCCAGAUGUACCAACUCCCCUAACACCAACCAAGCCAAAGCAACUAAACCCUUUUCUGUGAUCGUGUCCAACAGUCAGACUAUAAAACCUAAACCCGAUACGAGUAGUCUAGUGAACUCGCUUCAAUCGCUGAGUAGCAUCAGCGCGCCUGCCAUCCAGAGCAGCAAUAUGCAUCGAGCCCAGGGCGUCAGCUCCAUACAGCCCAACCGGGCUGCCAUGGCCAAGAUACUCGAGGAGAUGAUUCUCCAACAGCCCAGCCCUAAACCCAAGGUCCUUCAGUGGCCAAUCUGUCCGAAUAUCAACGACCAAGAAUAUCUUCACUACACAGGUCUAGAGUUUAUUGUGGAUCGUUUGAAGAACCCCACCAAACCGGACACCGCCUCCCCCUCUCUGGACAUAACUUGUGUGGUGUGCGGUCUGGACUUCUCUCCCGAGUGGGAGAAAACAGACUUCGAGGACAAGUUCGAGUGCUAUUACUGUUUCACUUCAAAACUCCGGAAAACGGUGCGGGAAGAGCACACGGAACGAUUGAAACAAGGUUUUAUCAAAGUGGUCCAAAAGGAGAAGGAGUUCGAACGUCAGCUCCAGAACCAACAGAGAGAGGAGCAACUGAUGCAACAGAAACUUGCUGAACAACAGCGGCAGCAACAACAGCAAAUUAUGGAGCAGCAGCAGCGAACACUGCAACUGCAGCUGCAGCAGCAGACUUUGGAGCAGCUACAACGACAGCAGAUAGCUAACCAACUCCUCCAACACCUCCAGAAGAGCAGACAGCAGCCCGGAUCCACCAACUCCGCUCUUAACACCCUGCUACAGUUCACACAGGACCCUACCAACCAACUGCUUGCUCAGCUCACCAAACGCGGUCAACAGGCCAGCAACACGCUCAACCUGCUACAGAACAGCGCUAGCUCGAACUCGGAAGCUGACAAGAGUUCGGGGGGAGAUCACAGUGGGCAAAGUGGCCAGCUCCGCGAGUACCUCCUCGACCUCCUCCCUCGACUCCCCACGCAAUGAGUGGGAGCCGUGGUCCAUCCUUCACUACACUUAUAUCUACACCUUGCUCAGAUUACUACCCUCUCUAUUCCUACCUCUCUAUCCAACACUUGUCACGUCAUGUCCGUGUAAGGAGAAAUCAUCUUCCUGUGAUAUUGUGUCAGGGUGAUGAGGUCACGCGUGAGUUUGAUGACGUCAUGUGAAAUUGAUGACGUCACGUGGGGUGAGUCGGAGUAUUUAAGUUGCAGCUCUCAGCUGGGUCUAUGUCCGACACACGUACUGUUCAUAUGUGGUGGGAUGAAGUUUAUCUAUAUUUGUUGCGCGGCUGACCUGUCUUCUGCGCCCCUCUCUCUCCCUCCGGUUAUAUUAUGUUCGAUGUUGAAGUUUGUGAUCACUUUGGGGCCGGUGUUUAUCAGCAGAUAAUAUCAUGUUGUUAUGGUAACGGAUGAUAUCUUGUUUUGGGAUAGGACUCAUGUUACUCGAGCUGGAAUUAUUUCUCGUGUCAACUGAUACGGACUCUUGAAGUAAAAUACAUAGUAUGAUAUACAUUAGUAUUAUAUAUUGUUGUAUGAUUUACAAUUGAAUCCUUUACGACAGGAUAUAUCUUCACAAAAGGGACUGCAAUUUUUAAAUUUUUAAGAUUGUCCGCCAGCACGUGUGAUGACGUCACAGAACGUGUGAUGACGUCACAGCACGUGUGCCAUAUCAUUGAUCGAUAUAUUUUUCCAUAUAUAUAAUUGAGCCCCUUAUGGAUAUUUAAGUUACCGGAUGGUUCAAAAAAGCCAUGGUAACCUACAUCAUUCGCUACUGCUGUGUAAUUUAUUUUAUGGAUUUUGAUACUAUUUUAAAAUAACCGGCUUAAACUUUAGAUGACCGUGGAUGGUAUUUUCUAGUUCAAAUUGUCACAAGAACAAGCUAGCAAUAGCUUAACUUUAUGAUUUCGUUCCUUAAGGCAUUCAAAAUCGUUGUUUAAAAGCUUAGUAUUUAUAAUCAUAGUUUUGUAGUACCUAAAAAUUUAAUUUUAAAUUACUGAUCAUGCUCUUUACAGAAUCCACUAUACUUAAGUUUUUAAGCUGCAAAAUACUGAUGGAUGGCAAUAACGCUCAUCGUCACUCCAGCAAGAUCUAUGAAUCGACAUAUCUGAUAUUUUAGCCCUAAUGAUUGAAACACAGGUGUGUCACGUUAUAAAUAUGGUUAACUGUGAUCUUAAAUAAUUUUUAAGUUCAAGUCAACUCGAAGUUAUACAUUAUUGAAAGCUUCUAAUUCUAUGAUAUGACAUCUAUUUCUCAACUUGGUUUGGCUUUUCAAGAUCAAGGUUUUACUUGACAGAGGGCAAUAUUAAUUUGAAGCGGCGCUUGCUGUACCCAUCGGUUAAUGUAUGCAAAUCGUUUCUUUCUUCUGACAUCCUGUGAUUUGUUGUCUAGAUAUUUGUGACAGGAAAUCUAAAAUUUGUGACAGGAAAUCUAAAAUUUGUCAACUCCGACCGGCCCUUUUCAAAACAACGCUGAAGGCACUAUGCUAACAGAGGCGGAUUAAUCACUCCAAUUUGUCAUAAACUCCUACACAUUUUGUGUACCACGGGACGAUAACUUUUGGACGCUGAUGCAAUGCAUGAUGCGGGUCUUCUUCUUACGAUUUUAAUCAUAAGAAUAAGACACUUGGUCUUAUCAUCCUUGCAUAUGAUUUUGCCACUUAUGGGAACCAACGCGUCUGUUGUAAACGGUUCCAUCACGCGUCGUUGAACCGGCCGGUCGGAGUUAAAAUGGAAGAAUCUUGCUGGUCGUUAAGCAAUCAUCAAGUACAAAUUUUAUCAUUAAACCAUGUUAAA
Molecule: messenger RNA, 3813 nt
Organism: Bolinopsis microptera
Lineage: Eukaryota; Metazoa; Ctenophora; Tentaculata; Lobata; Bolinopsidae
Product: PH domain-containing protein DDB_G0287875-like
Exons: 9
Coding region: 285-2006 (573 amino acids)
Biological process (GO): negative regulation of transcription by RNA polymerase II
Cellular component (GO): NuRD complex
Source: RefSeq, a predicted model, not a curated record